Molecule: messenger RNA, 2113 nt
Organism: Amborella trichopoda
Lineage: Eukaryota; Viridiplantae; Streptophyta; Magnoliopsida; Amborellales; Amborellaceae
Product: S-adenosyl-L-methionine-dependent methyltransferases superfamily protein
Source: RefSeq, a predicted model, not a curated record
UAAACUUGCCGGAAAACCAAAGCACUCAGUCGCGCCGACAGGCCUCGCGAAUGGCGAGAUGCGGGUGAGAGCAAGUUAUGGUCCCGAGGGAGCAUAUUGUCUUUCGACCAACCAUGGUGCCUCUGCACUUUCUCUCGCUCUCCAGCGCUUUCCCCAGCCAUCAUCCUGUGUCCCAAUAUCGUCAAUCACCCCUCCUCUCUCUCUCUCUCUCUCUCUCUCUACACUUCUAUCCAAAGGCCUGGCCCCCCUCUCUCUCUAGGCACUUCAAAGCUCUGCACAAACUCUAGAGAUCACUAUCCAUUUUCAAAACAUAUAUGCAGGGAUUUUAGGGCUUCUAAUCGGUAUUUUUAUGCUGUGGAGAAAUGAGUUUGAGUUCAGUUUGGCGGAGAAUCCGACUCUUCUCUCCUUUUGUUCCUCCUCUGCGCUUUUGUUCUUAUUCCUCCUCUUCUCUGGUUAAUGAUCUGAAGGAUGAAGGUGACUGGUUCUACUCGUCUGAAUGGUGGCCAACCAUGGGUGGUCAAACUGUUUUUCAAUCAACUUCAUACAAGGGCAAUGGAAUCGUUACGGUCGCUGCUUAUCCAUCUUCAAGACCGGCUGCAAUCCACUGGCCAGCAAUGGAGAGAUGGCUUCAGCAAAGGUAUGAAAAGGUCCACGGAAGUUGUGGCGAUUGCUAUGAGCAAUUUAGGAUAUUGGGUUAUCAAUGGCGUAUACUUCGAUUUAAUGAUACAACUCGACAAAGCACAGUAAAAGUUAUGGCUGCUUACAGGAAAUCGAAUCCAGAGUCUUUGUACAUAAUGCAGCAACCUCAUUGUUUGGCCGUUCCAUAUGUGAAGAGUAUGGUUUCAGUUGGGCUGGCAUCCCUAGCCUGUAGCCGCUAUGAUUUAAAGAGUGCUGUUCACGGGAAGAAAACCAUGCAGAUCCUAUGCAUCGGCCAUGGUGGUGGAAGCCUACCGUUGUUCUUGGCGAGCAAAAUUCAAGGGGCAGUUGUCCAUUCAGUCGAAAUCGACCCAGUGGUGAUCUCAGCCUCUAUCCAAGCAAUGGGUUUUCCAGUUACAUCAAAACCUGAUGCAAUUGACCAUCAGACUCGUCCCGACACUGUGGAUCAAGCCAUGUGGGAUGGCAUCCAUGAGAGACUCACUCUUUAUGAAGCAGAUGCAGAGGAGUUCAUUCAAAACUCUCCGACUUCUCUCUAUGACAUGGUCUUCAUCGAUGCCUAUGAUGGCGAUGACAUUUUCCCUCGCAAGCUUUGGGAUCCAGACGGGUUGUUCCUCAAGACCUUAGAAACUCAUUUAAAUCCUCAUCAUGGAACUGUGAUAGUGAAUCUCCAUGCCGAUACUGAUGCAUUAUCAGACAGCAAUUCUUCAUUGUCAGAUCCUCUUUUGCCUAUGGGCAGGCAUGUCAAGCGUGUGUGUCGAGCUUAUAAGGAGGUCUUGGGUAGAGAGAGAGGGGGUUUGGAAGAGAGAGAAAGUAGGAGCGUGGGUUUUGCUGUCUCAGUUCCUUGGCUUCAGAACAUCUCUCUUGUUGUCUGUAGAGGUUUUAGUUAUGGCUUGGCAAGGGCUGGUAGGGGUCAUUCAGAAUGGCACUUCAAGAGGGAUUGGAUAUUAGGUACUCUCAUAGCUAAGUCCCAAGUGGUGGAGAGGUUGCUCAAGUUGCCUUUUCCAUGUUUGCAAUAUAUCAAGAAAGGAUUUGUUUUAAUUGAUUGAGUAUAGCCAUUCAGAAUGGACGAUUGGAUAAGGGGAAGUAUAUAAGUUUUAUGCUAGAAGGGAAGCAUAGGAAGCUUGUCUUUUACACAAUAGGCACCAUGUUUUGUGCAUCAUGUUUUACACAAUAGGCACCAUGUUUUGUGCACCAUGUUUUGUGCACCAUGUUUUACACAAUAGGCACCAUGUUUUGUGCACCAUGUUUUGUGCACCAUGUUUUACACAAUAGGCACCAUGUUUUGUGCGCCAUGUUUUGUGCACCAUGUUUUACACAAUAGGCACCAUGUUUUGUGCUCAACCUUUGUUACUCUAGUGGUCGGAAAAUACCAUGAUGUUGGAAGUCCUAAGCUCUCUCUCUUUAUCUUUUUCUCUCUCUUGCUUGCCUGCGUGCACACUCAGGAGGUCGGCCUUCC